AUGUGGCGCUUCUUCAGGCCACGCGCCAGCACUCUCGCUGCUCGGGCGCUCGCCCCGAAGGUCCAAGGCCAACAGACCAUCGUCGUCCAGAGGGUGAAGGUUACAAAGUCUCGAUUCAGGGCCAGGUCAUUCUUUCUCGGCGCAGGCAUCUCGCUCGCCUGUUGGCAAAUGUACUGGUCGACCGUCCUCAACCCGUUCUUCCGACAUGUCGACCGCGAAUACGAGAGUCUUUCGGCCGCUGAAAAGAAGGCGCUAGAUGAGGAGAUGGAUGAGGAGACCGAGCCAUGGUUUAUUCCCUUCCCGUUUACUACGAAACAAGUCAGCCAGCCGCCGUACAAGGGCACCGACCCGGAGUGGCGACAAUACGUGAGGGUCAGCAAGGAUAAGGAGCUGCAAAACCACAUACGGACUGACCUGGCCCACUGGGUGCGAAGCGCUGUUGAGAGGCACCCUACCUUGACGGCAAGGUGUGGCAAUGUGGUGAACCUGCGGAGAUAUUGGCUGGACAUAGAUUUUCCAUACCGUCCGCCCCCAGUAUACUACUCUUCUGGUUUGCUGAUGCAGGAUGAUGGACUUUACUGGUCAACUCAACCGGUCGACUCUUUAACAGUGAACAGGCUGCGCAAGAUUCUCUGGCCAGAAGCCAUGACACUCUCGACAUGGGCCUUCACGUCGGCUCUGGUGAAGCAGCACUUCGAGGGCAUCUCUCGAGCGCUCGGUUUCGAGCCUAGCAAGCCGAUGUCGCCGUUCCCGUCAUUACCCGGCGGCAAUGUGCAGCAGGCCAAAUCUGAAGGGCCGCUGCCCUCAGCUAACAGACAGACCCCGGACGGAACUCCUGCAGAGAACGCCUCCCACGAUGUCAGUAAGACUUCUGACUCACGACAAUCUGGAGAACCCGAGAGCGGCGGCAGGACCAACUUCGUCAGGGAUACAGCCAUGUCUCACAUCGAAGGCAUGAAGCAGAUCACUGAUGGCCCUGCCCGCGAGUUCAGAAAGAAACUGGCACAGUCAUGGAAGCCUACCCGAUCUUAUCCUCCGCGAGGCUGCAUCCUGGUGUCCGGCUUUGUCGAGAUCGAGCUGCCCAGGGGCUUCGUCGUUAUUGACGUUUGGGGCCACUGGAAUCCCAAAACGGAAAAGUUCGAACCCAGAUCGACCUACAUGAUACUCAGAAGAAUACAAAUGAAGCAACAAGCCCCCGCUCGGGGCUGA
Colletotrichum gloeosporioides is the source of this 1209-nucleotide messenger RNA. RefSeq lists its product as uncharacterized. The record is from RefSeq and is a predicted model, not a curated record. Bases 1 to 1209 code for a protein of 402 amino acids. NCBI's taxonomy places the organism in Eukaryota, Fungi, Ascomycota, Sordariomycetes, Glomerellales, Glomerellaceae. The transcript has 4 exons.